GUUUACAUUCCAAAAUUUUAUUUAGAGAGAGAGAAAUCCCCACAUUGGAUCUUAGAGAGAGAGAGAGAGCUUUCCCAUAUUUGGGGUUUGGGAGAUGGGGUUAAAGACAUUCACUUUGAUUAUAGUUUCAUUUUUGGGGUUGGUUAGUGCAAGAUCAAGAUCAAGAGGUAAAGUGCCAUGCAUGUUCAUCUUUGGGGACUCCCUUGUGGACAAUGGGAACAACAAUGACAUAUUGACUCUGGCGAGGGCAAACUAUCUGCCAUAUGGUGUCGAUUUUCCGGGUGGCGUCACCGGCCGUUUCUGCAAUGGCCGGACCACCGUGGACUUCCUAGCUGCUUUUCUAGGGUUUUCAGAGUACAUUCCACCUUAUGCAACUACCAGUGGGACUGCAUUGCUGAGAGGGGUCAAUUUUGCUUCUGGAGCAGCUGGUAUAAGGGAUGAGACCGGAAGAAAUCUGGGAGAGCAUUUAUCCAUGAACCAACAAGUUGCAAACUUUGCAAGGAGUGUGGAGGAAAUGAGGGCAUUGUUGAGUAGAAGCAAUAUUUCUGUCACUGCUUAUUUAAGAAAAUGCAUUUUCUCAGUGGGGAUGGGAAGCAAUGAUUACUUAAAUAAUUAUUUCAUGCCUGACUAUUACAACACUGGCUCUCAAUAUACUCCAAGGGAGUACGCUAGUUCCCUCAUUCAGGACUAUGGGCGACAAUUAAUGGAAUUAUACGAAUUGGGUGCAAGAAAAGUAGCAGUAAUUGGCGUUGGACAAAUAGGAUGCAUCCCUUAUGAGUUGGCCCGGUCAACUAAUGAUGAUGCUAAUGGAGCCAGGUGUGUGAGUAGGAUCAACAAUGCCAUCAUCUUGUUUAACUCGGGCUUGUUGAGCCUGGUUAAAAGUUUCAACUCGAGGUUACCUGGUGCAAAGUUUACCUACAUCAAUUCCUAUUCAUCCUUCCAACACCUCAUAGCCAAUGCCUCCUCCUAUGGUUUCACAGUGGUUGAUAAGGGUUGUUGUGGGGUGGGGAGGAACAAUGGCCAAGUCACUUGUCUUCCUUUUCAACAGCCAUGCUCUAACAGAACAGAGUACAUUUUUUGGGAUGCCUUUCAUCCAACUGAGGCAGCAAACAUCAUUCUUGCCCAGAAGGCCUAUGCUUCCAAGUAUUGCUCAGAUGCCUACCCCAUAAACAUUAGGCAGCUAGCAAAGCAAUAAGGAGUUUCUUUCUUUGAAUAAUUGAGUAAA
Amborella trichopoda is the source of this 1225-nucleotide messenger RNA. Its product is annotated as GDSL-like Lipase/Acylhydrolase superfamily protein. NCBI's taxonomy places the organism in Eukaryota, Viridiplantae, Streptophyta, Magnoliopsida, Amborellales, Amborellaceae. Gene Ontology annotation, molecular function: hydrolase activity, acting on ester bonds. The record is from RefSeq and is a predicted model, not a curated record.